CAUUUGAAGUAAUGACGCUCGUCUGGGAUAUUUACUAAUGGGAUUAUAGUGGUUCAUGGAGGACGAAAGACUCUGGGGGAUAUGCUGAUAAGGCCUAUCGGGUUUUUACCAGCUGUCGAGGAUGCUGUUGUACCUACCUACCUGUGGGGGCAACUACCUGUGGGGCAAAUGAGAGUUUCGAAGCGACCAAAUGCAACUUUAUUCCGAAAAUACAGUGGAGCACAUUCCAAUGUUUACCAAGGGGAAAUAGGCUUGAUUGGAGUCAUCAUCCUCUUGUUUGCUUAAUCUAAUUUGAUAAAUUUGUCCCUGAACGAUAUGAGGAGGCAAACGUUGAUGUGCGAUAGCCAGAGAAGUCAUUUUAUGUGAUGGAUUAUCGUCAGAAGAAGAAUUGUACUUUUUUCACUAUUGGAUUGAUAUUUCUGUUAAGUGGCAUUGAGUACGCUGUCAUCCUCCCUACAAUAUGGAGGUAUCUCCAGAUUUUGGAGGCACCUCCAUACUUCCUGGGUCUGGGCUUGUCUGCGUUCAGUCUGAGUGGGCUGCUGACGGGCCCACUGUUCGGCCUCUGGUCCGACCGGACCCGAACUACAAAGACCAUCAUCCUAUACUCCAACGUUUUUGAGAUUGUUGGUAGCUUCAUGUAUUUUAUGGGAUACUCAAAAUGGCUGCUGUUGUGCAGUCGACUUGUAGCAGGUAUUGGUGCAGGAGCAGGCUCCUCCAUCUUUGGCUUCCUCACACGGAGCACCCGGCCAGAGGAACGCGCUGGUGUUUUCGCUGCCAUCAUGGCAUGUCGCCAAGCUGGCCUCCUGAUUGGGCCAGCAUUCAAUUUGUUCCUGAGACUGUGCGACUUCCAGCUGGGGCCAUUUGUGGUGAACAACUACACCUCUCCCGGGAUCUUCAUGUGUCUGAUGUGGAUCCUGCUCCAGUUUGUAGUGCUGGCCCUGUACUGGGACAUACCACCUAUCAGCUCCGAAGAGGGGGGCAUCGCUGUGGGAGAGAUCGAAGAGGAGGAGCCGCUGGUAAGGGCAGAGGAGACACUGGAGACCUACGGCACUGUCUGGGACGACCAGAUAGAGACAACCCUUUCCUCAGAGAUACACCAUUUCCAGGACCCUUCACAGUGCCCUCCCUCGCCGCCUUCCUCUACCUCUUCCUCGUCCCAUCCUUCGACUAUCUCAAACCCCCUCACAAUUUUCAGUGCUAGUCAAGAGUUUCUGAGGGAGGAGGUGGUGGUGCUCCUCACUGCACAGUUCAUCACCCUCUUCAACCAGACAGCACUGGAGACCAUGGUGACACCUCUGACCCAGCGCUCUUUUGGCUUCGGAGAGCUUGCCAACAGCCUGAUGUACAGCCUGUGUGGCGUUGAGGUGAUCCUGGGCUUCUUCUUGGUGCGUGGGCUGAGUCGCCAGGUGGAAGACCGUGUGGUGCUGGCCGUGGGGCUGGUCAUCUGCAGUGUUGCCUGCGUCUGGUGCCUCAUCUUCCUGGCCAACCCCCAGGGCGGGUACUCCUGGGAGUUGGCAACGUUCAUCAUCGGAGUGUUCCUGCAGCUGCUCGGGCUUCCCUUCGUGGCCGUGUCCCAGGUGUCCCUCUUCUCCAAAGUCACUGCAGAGAAAACGCAAGGGUUCAGUCAAGGCGUGAGGCGCUCUGUUGGGGGGCUGGCUACUAUCCUGGGGCCUCUCUGGGCUGGAGGACUGACCGGUAACUUGUACCUGAUGCUUGGAGUGAUGCUGGCUCUUCUCCUCAUGAUCACAGUGAUGCUGAUACUAUCCUAUGAUCGCCUAGUCGAACCCAAAGUAGUGCAGCACGCCCAGAGCUCAGACAACGGAGAAUAGACAAGAGUCAUGUUCAGUAGGGAGAAAAUGUUUUGAAAUGGGGAGGCAUGACCUGAACUUGUCCAAUAAGAGCACAGCUUCUGGGUUUCCGUUGCAACGCAUAUUGCUACAGGUAUGCACUACUGAACACGUCCCUGCUGUCAACUUGAAUGACAACUGAAGCCCUAAUAAAAGGUCAAAGGUGAGGUGAUGUGACACAUAUAGUAUGUCUCCCAACUACUAUGAGAAGGUCAAUGAAUGCACAUUACAAUAAAGGUGGUGUGUGUCUAAACUCUGCAAUGCAGAAGAGAUCCAACCAAUGACCUAUAGGCUUAUCCAACCCACUUUAAAGCUCUGUGGAGUCUAUUUUACGUUCACACUUUAUUUGGAUAGUCCAGUCAUACUAUCAACAAAGUAUCUGUUGAUGAGCAACUUUUUAAAUGUUUUUUAUUUCACCUUUAUUUAACCAGGUAGGCUAGUUGAGAACAAGUUCUCAUUUGCAAAUGUGACCUGGCCAAGAUUAAGCAAAGCAGUUCGACACAUACAACAACACAGAGUUACACAUGGAAUAAACAAACAUACAAUCAAUAAUACAGUAGAAAAAUCUAUAUACAGCAUGUGCAUAUGAGGUAGGAUAAGAGAGGUAAGGCAAUAAAUACUGCUUGCUAAGGUUGUUGUUAUAGGGUUAGGUUUAGAAUAAGGGCUAAGGUUAGGGUUAGGGCUAUGGUUAAGAUUAGGGUUAGAAAUAGGUUCAGGGUUAGUAUAUAGUUAGUUGAAACGUCUGUAGAGCAUCUACAGAUGGACUAUUCAAAUAAAGUUUUACCCAUUUUCCUAUCCCAACAUGAAUAUUUGCACAUUUGAGCAAACUUCUUUGAAAUAUUGUUGCUUGUAGUGUUUCUGUAGUAGAUAGAAUAUUUAAUAUCUACCAAAAGACGUAUACAUAAAUAUAUAACAUGGUAUUACGGAUGUACACAAGGGGGCACCGUUGCUCUCUGUUUGAAUAUUUUGGAAUUAUGUAAUUGAUGUUGAAUAAAUCAAGUUUUCAAAACUGCUAUUUAUAGUGCACUUGUUGGUGGAGAACAUUUGUGUUUCCAUAUCUGAACUAUGUACCCAUGCUAGCUUCCUUUAAUCUUUCCUUUCCUUUCUUAUAAUAGAUCCCGUUGUGCCAGGAGGAGUGCCUUUCACCUCUCGUUUUUACCUCUCUCAUAUCAGUGCUUAUGUAGAUAGCUAUUCAAGAUAGCCAAGGGUAUAGGGAGGAAGGAAGAGAAUGGAAUAGCAAGUAGCAUUAGUAAUCAGGCAACCCAGAUGUACCGUAGAUCAGAAUACAUAACAAAAGACACUCAUUUGUGUUGCCUAUGUAGAGAGGAAGUGCAUAUUUCUAUCUGCAUUUUGGAUGCUUUAACAUGUGCUUUGUAAAGGACAUUUGUAAACCUUUACAAUGGUCAACAAACGAAAUAAUUUUACAUAUACAUUGGUAUUUACUCUAAAAUGUUUAGUAAUAAAAAAAUAAAAAAACAAGCAUCAUCAAUUAGGGGUGCUAUUGCAGUGAAAUACUGUUGGGGCGGCAGCGUAGCCUAGUGGUUAGAGCGUUGGACUAGUAACUGGAAGGUUGUGAGCUCAAACCCCCGAGCUGACAAGGUACAAAUGUGUCAUUCUGCCCCUGAACAGGCAGUUAACCCACUGUUCCCAGGCCGUCAUUGAAAAUAAGAAUAUGUUCUUAACUGACUUGCCUGUUUAAAUAAAGGUUAAAAAAAAUAAAAAAAUACCUAAUUUGUUUAAAGGGAUACGUCAGGAUUUUGGCAAGGAAGCCCUUUAUCUACUUCCCCAGAGUCAGAUGAACUUAUGGAUACCAUUUUUAUGUCUCCGAGUGCAGUGUGAAGGAAGUUGCUCACUAGCGUUAGCGCAAUUGCUAACUAGCGUUAGCGCAAUGACUUGACGUCUAUGGUAACUGCGAGCAAGCUAGUAGAUACUAUAGACUUCCAGUCGUUGCGCUAAUGCUAGUUAGCAUUGGCUCACUGAACUACUUCUAACUUCCUUCAUACUGGAUGCAGAUACGGUACAUAAAAAUGGUAUGCAUGAGUUCAUCUGACUCUGGAGAAAUAGAGUAUUGCCAAAAUCCCGAAAUAUCCCUUUAAUCAUUAGCUGUUCAAAAUGUGCCACUAGGGAGCACUGUGUGCUCUGCAGAACGCUUGGAGCACCAUCAAGGAUCUGUAGAUCCUGCUGUACACAAAUGCCCAUGUUCUCCCAUUUCCACUGUGUUAGGCCAUGCUAUCAGAUAAGGCUCGGUAACCUUUACAAUGUUCUAAUACUGCUAGCAUGGCGCGUUUAGCAUAUGUCAGGAGAGGUAUUCAUGAAAUGGGGAAACAAAGGCAAGCAUUAUACAACCAUGUGUUUACUGUAGGCCUAGUACAUCUAUGCCCUGCUCAGGACAUGCAAUGUUUUUUUUUACCUUUGAAUAAAGAUAAACUCUUGGUUUUAGAAAAAGCUAGCCUUGUCAACAACAUCAUGUUUUGUAAUUGUCACAUCAAUGCAUUUACCAUGGAACUUAGGCCUGUAUUCGAUCAAUUGCACGUAGAGGAAAAACUGCAGGUUCCAUCAGGAUGUAAUCACUGUAAUCAUCGAUUGGAGGUGUAAUUACCCGCAUUAAAAACAAACACACCCAACAAGCUGUUCCACUCUCAGACAUUAUCAUUGAACAUGGAUGCGAAACCAUACCUGCCCUUAAAGGGAUAGUUCACUGUUUCGAAGCUAAAACCAAAACAUGAACUAUCCCUUUAAAAUGUAUUAUAAACAUUAUGAGUGAACCUGCAGCGUAGUUUCCUUUUUUUAUUGAUUUGGGGCCUUAGUUUUAAACACAUAGAUCCAGUUAAUCCAGAAAUAAUUCAGGAACCCAGAUGAUAUGGUACUAUAUUUAACUUUUGUAGCCCUUUCCUGUGGUCAAAUGACCAAAUCGCCCUCUAGUGGCCUGAUGGGUGGAAUGUUAUUCAUAUUUUUCA
This is a messenger RNA of Oncorhynchus keta (chum salmon), 4804 nucleotides long. RefSeq names its product major facilitator superfamily domain containing 8-like 2 (gene mfsd8l2). Gene Ontology annotation, biological process: transmembrane transport. NCBI's taxonomy places the organism in Eukaryota, Metazoa, Chordata, Actinopteri, Salmoniformes, Salmonidae. Bases 366 to 1829 code for a protein of 487 amino acids. Gene Ontology annotation, molecular function: transmembrane transporter activity. The transcript has 11 exons. The record is from RefSeq and is a predicted model, not a curated record.